UGCCAUUUCGCCACCCAGCGUCUUCAAUGGAGCAAAGCAAGGGUAUUAUCACAGUCGUGGAUCAGUCGCUGGAUCGGGAAGAUGAAGCAUUAGCGGCGCUUAGGGAGCUCCCGAGGUUCGAACCAUUAGUUGUUCCAGAGCAGCCAAGCCAUUUCUCACUUGCCAAUGUCUUUGGCUCGUUCUCCAUAUACACAGACUCUUCAAAGAAUGAAUCGGCAGAAAUGGCUUUCAACCACAACACGUUGGUAGAUAUGCUGAUACAGAUGAGCUCUCAUCACAAAAAGUGUGCUCAGGAUAUUCAGGAUUAUCAGCGAGGUUUGGCUCAAAAAAUGAAGGCUCUGGACCAUUUUACAACUAGCGCAGUUCAGGGAUUGGCAUCCAUUCAUCAUCAGGCCAAGAGUCACGCAGAUCAGCUCUUGUCUGUCCAUGCGAUUGAAAAGCAGGCAGAGACAACUACGACAUUAUUACAUGGAAUACUCAGCAAGAUUGUUGUAAUUUCUGAUUACUUGCCUGCAGAGGCGUCAGGCCCUGCAAACAAGCCCUCCCCACAAAAGUAUCCAAAUCUGUAUAGAUUUCUCAAUCAGACACCAAGUCAUAGGACAGGGGACGGAAAGGGACAAGGAUGGAUCUCACCCUCUUCAUCAACAACAAAAUUGACUGGAGGAUCUACUAUUGAUGGAUCAUCAGGAUCAAUAUCCACACCCUCUGGACUAGCGCUUUUAGGGCAACACAGCCACAAUCCUACGCCCAAAACGCGAAAACCAGUAGCAACAACAGCAGUGGCAUCUAUGGAUGGCUCUUCAUCUAUGUCCUCACUUUCCUCUACUUCCACCAUCAUAGUACCUCAACAUAUACGGACAUCGGCCCCGACAAUUCCGAAAGCACGUCCGAGUAUGGCUCUCGCGUCUAAUUCAUUGACACAUCUGCCGAUCCAUGCUGGAACUGAAGUUGGAGCUGGAGGAACACUCGACUCACAGCAAAGUCAGGAUGAAUUCCCUGCGACAGGUCGAUCAAUUGAGGGGUCUUCUAAUUCGUCGUCAUCAUCAGCAUCCCUCACACCUUCGUCUUUCUAUCCCUCCUCCAUUUUAUCAUCUUCCUCUCCUUUUCGCUAUAUGUCUCGAAAUAAAACUGUCAGCAGUAAACAGGAUUCACUACUUUUAAGGGCAUCGGACAAUUUACGUCGUUUAGCCAACAAGUCUGGAUCUACUGACACCCACUCUAUAACCCCUACUACGCUACCACCAGGCAACCGUUAGCUAAGCCUGCAUCAGGUGGAUUGUCAAGAUAGGCACGCACGCAGAAUUAUAUGGAGAUACAUUGUAAAAUAUUUAUUUAUUUAAGGUUGUAACAGUUGAAUAAAAAAAAAAACC
Messenger RNA from Lobosporangium transversale, 1370 nucleotides. RefSeq lists its product as hypothetical. Lineage: Eukaryota; Fungi; Mortierellomycota; Mortierellomycetes; Mortierellales; Mortierellaceae. The record is from RefSeq and is a predicted model, not a curated record. The transcript is spliced from 5 exons. Bases 27 to 1256 code for a protein of 409 amino acids.